Gigantopelta aegis is the source of this 601-nucleotide messenger RNA. RefSeq names its product fucolectin-5-like. The transcript is spliced from 4 exons. The record is from RefSeq and is a predicted model, not a curated record. Bases 20 to 601 code for a protein of 193 amino acids. Lineage: Eukaryota; Metazoa; Mollusca; Gastropoda; Neomphalida; Peltospiridae.
GUCAACAGUCACCAAGAAAAUGUCGGCUGUACGAAGUUUGGAUGUUUGGUUUUACGUUGUGGUUGGAUAUUGUUUUCUUCAGGUUGUACAACUUCAAGAAAACGUUGCUCUGAAUAAGGCAACCACACAAUCGCCAGAGUGUCCCGGUUAUGAAGGUGCAUCUCAUUUGGCUGUAGAUGGUAACACUACAACUGAAUUUGGACUAAGCAAACCACAUGCAUGCACGUGCGCAAGAGGGACAUCUUCCACAUUCUGGAGUGUUGAUCUAGGAAAACCGUAUCAACUUCACAACAUAAGAAUAUUCCAGAGGAAUAUCUUCCAUGACAGAUUAAAAGGACCUAGUGUUUCUGUUGAUGACAGUCCCUGUUACCAGUGGACGAAUAGUUCGAGUCCACCAACAGUGUUUAAUAUAACAUGUGAUAAAACAGGACAACUAGUGAAGUUCAGUGUUCCAAGGACAGAAUAUUUUGUUCUGUGUGAAGUACAGAUAUUUGCAUGUGUUGCUGGAUAUUGGGGUCCGUCUUGUAAUAAUUCUUGUAGCACGACAUGUAGAGAAGUUUCAUGUGGCAAACAGGAUGGAAGAUGUCAGUGUACGUAUUGA